This is a messenger RNA of Zea mays, 1303 nucleotides long. Its product is annotated as RING-H2 finger protein ATL67. The record is from RefSeq and is a predicted model, not a curated record. Gene Ontology annotation, biological process: protein ubiquitination. Bases 210 to 1016 code for a protein of 268 amino acids. Gene Ontology annotation, molecular function: transferase activity. The transcript has a single exon. Lineage: Eukaryota; Viridiplantae; Streptophyta; Magnoliopsida; Poales; Poaceae.
CCGGCGAGGCCCCCAGCAGAAGUUUCCGUCCCGAACUCCCACCGGCCCACCCCACGGCACGCCCACGCGGACGCGGUCACUCGUCGUUCUCCUUGCCAUCUCCUACUCUUUUUCCCUCAGCGCAGGCCGAGCCGAGCUGGCAAGCUGCGGAGCACGAACAGAGAGCGUCCCCGCCAUUACUCCUCGCCGUCCCUCUUCCCCGGAAAUAAAUGCAGCCGCUCGAGCCGCGCACCCACCCGGCCAGAUCUGAGUUACGACAAGGCGAGAGAGGGGGAAAGGAAAGGAACGCAAAACAUCUAUCACCAGUUCAGCACGACGCCACCUCCAACAUUUACUCCGCUACCCACGCGGCCCCGAUUCCACCCAGGGCACCCAGCAGAGCACCACCACCGUGCGCGCGCUCCGCCAAUGCCAUUCCGCCGCUCCCUACCGCGAUGCCCCUCCUCUCCUCGCUCUCCAACCUGGGCCUCGGCUACUCCAUCGCCAUCGCGCUCGGCUUCCUCAUCCUGUUCGCCUCCUUCCUGCUGGCUUUCUACUUCUGCUUCGGCCGCGGCGGGGACUACUGGGCCGGGGAAGCAGUCACCACGGCGUCCAGCUCCGGCCACCUCUCCAUCACCGUCCCGCGCGUGCUCUUCGUCGCGGAGGGGUCCGAGUCCCCCGAAGACGACGCUUACCCCUCCUCCGCCGCCGCCGCGGCCUGCUCCCCCGUCGGGCUCGACGCGGCCGCCAUCGCUUCCUACCCCAAGGUCGCCUUCUCCAGCAGGGCCGCCGAGGCCGACGCCAUGUGCUCCAUCUGCCUCAGCGAGUACAGGGACGGCGAGACGCUGCGCGUGAUGCCCGAGUGCAGGCACGGCUUCCACGUCGCGUGCCUCGACGCCUGGCUGAGCCGGAGCGCGUCCUGCCCCGUCUGCAGGUCCUCUCCCGUCCCGACGCCCAAUGCCACGCCGCUCGCCACGCCGCUCUCCGAGCUCGUCCCGCUCUCGCAGUACGCCGCCGACCGGAGGCGCCGCAGGUGAUGGACAUGGACACAUGACACUGGUGCAACGCAUUGCUCUUCCUUUUUUUGUUCUUUUCCAUCAUCGUUGGAGGAUGUGAAGUUGGGCUUGCUUUUAGGAUUUGGAUAUCUACAAAAUUGUUUGGAUGGAAAUCACAGGUACCUCGAUUAGAUUUUGUAAUGUAGAAGUGAAAAGGUGGAGCAAGGGAUAGUGUAAAUACAGAUUGCCCGUUUCUGUGAGUAUCAUCUUCUGGUGAUUUUAUAUGCUUUGUAUAUUGCUACUGAAAUAGAAGUAUUUUUUAUUUUCAA